Messenger RNA from Aureobasidium uvarum, 1548 nucleotides. NCBI's taxonomy places the organism in Eukaryota, Fungi, Ascomycota, Dothideomycetes, Dothideales, Saccotheciaceae. The record is from the annotation of a GenBank genome assembly.
AUGGCUAUCGAACUCAGGGGUAAAGCUCUCAUCUCUAUCAUCCUGCUAGCCUCCGGGCUCGACUUUCUUCUGUUCGGCUUCGAUCAAGGACUCUUCGGAGGUGUCCUAGCUGGCGAUGGCUUCAAGCGUAUGCUCGGCAAUCCAUCAGCUACUCGUACUGGGCUUGUCACUGCUAUCUACGACAUUGGCUGUGCUCUUGGUGCUGUUAUGGCUUUCCUCAUUGGCGACAAGGUCGGUCGCAAGAGAAGCAUUGUGUACGCCAACAUCAUCGUCAUCAUUGGAGCUGCCAUCCAAACAGCCAGCUUUUCAUACGCUCAGAUGUGUGUUGCCCGAGUCAUCGCUGGAGUUGGCGUGGGUUUCUCCACUGUCGCUGUUCCGAUCCUGCAGAGCGAGACGCUACCUAGUCGCAACCGUGGUGCUCUUCUCGUCGUUCAAUCAGCGCUCAUCAUCAUCGGCGUCGCUCUGGCUUCUUGGUUGUGCUUUGCCACUCUCUAUUCAAUAUCAAGCUUCCAAUGGCGCUUUCCCAUCGCCUGUCAAAUGCUUUUCUCCGGUAUUGUUCUUUGUCUCACACCAUUCCUGCCUGAGACGCCUCGCUGGCUUGCUGAAAACGGUCGCACCGAAGAAGCUCGCCAUAUCCUUGCUCGCCUGGAAGAUAAACCAAUUGAACACUUGGAUAUUACAAACCAGCUCAAUGAGAUCUGCGAAGUCAUCGCCAUCGAGCAAGAGGCUGGAGAUGCGACGUGGGGCGAGGUGUUCACCAACUCGACCAAGUCGAGGAAUUUGCACCGCGUUCUCCUCGGCAUGGGUCCUUACAUGAUGAACCAAUGGUCUGGCAUCAGUAAGUCUACCAUUUAUGUUNAUGCCCUUUGCUACUAUCUCGCAUACAUCCUCGAGAACUACCUCGGCUACAGCCCAAGUAUGGCUCUGAUCCUCGCCUCUGUCGCCUUUACCCAAUACGCCGUCUUCUCCUGGCCCCCAUACUUUUACAUCGACCGCUUAGGCCGCCGCUGGACCGUCAUUCUUUCCAGCAUCGGCUGUGCAGCAUGCAUGGCCAUCAUCGCCGGCGCCCUCGUCAACCCCACCCACACAAACUCCAUCGUUGCCGUCGCCUUCAUGUUCCUCUUCAUGGACUGCUUCACCCUCGGCAUCCUCCCCGUCAGCUGGUCUUACUCGGCCGAAAUCCAACCCCUCCGUGUUCGCAACAAGGCAACUGCAGUAGGUGUUUUUGGCCACUGGAUGAGUAAUUUCGUGGUCGUCAUGGUGACGCCGAUUGGAUUGUCUAAUAUUGGGGGUAAUUACUUUUGGGUAUGGGCGAUUGUGAAUGCGAGUUUUGUGCCGUUGACGUGGUUCUUUGGUGUUGAGACUAGUGGGAGGAGUCUGGAGAAGAUUGAUCAUAUGUUCUUCGAUGAGCCGCGGGUGUGUAUGGGACUGAACAAGAGUCAUACGAGGGUUAUCAACAAGGAGAUGUAUGAUGAGGAGAGGAGGUUGAGUGUCGCUGGACAUGAGAAGAAGAUGGAUGUGGAGCAGAUAUCGGUGGCGAGCAAGUAA